Messenger RNA from Chroicocephalus ridibundus (black-headed gull), 2557 nucleotides. It is a transcript of the gene ARID5A, whose product is annotated as AT-rich interaction domain 5A. Gene Ontology annotation, biological process: regulation of transcription by RNA polymerase II. NCBI's taxonomy places the organism in Eukaryota, Metazoa, Chordata, Aves, Charadriiformes, Laridae. The transcript is spliced from 7 exons. Bases 530 to 2341 code for a protein of 603 amino acids. Gene Ontology annotation, cellular component: nucleus. The record is from RefSeq and is a predicted model, not a curated record. Gene Ontology annotation, molecular function: transcription cis-regulatory region binding.
CACCGGUGGCUCCGUCCCCGUUGGCAGGACGAUGCCCAGCAAAGCCACCCUCGGCGGGGGGGGGGGACGGGGGACCAGGACCACCACCCCACGGGCAUCCCGGCCACCAGGCCCCGGCCGUGUCCCCAAACCCCUGGGGAACGGGUGACACCGUGGCCACAUCGCCAACCCCGGGGUGUUUCGGGGAGGGGGCGGGGGGGGGAAGGGCCGCUGGAAAGUCCGUCCCAGUCAUUCAGCGCGGUGCCGGGCUGCCCCCGGGCCAGAACCCCCCCAAAAAAGCCCGGCCGUUCCGGUAACGAAAGAGUCAAUGGCAGAGGCGAACAGGCACUGACACACACACACACACACUGACACACACACACACACUCACACUCACACUCACACUCACACGCCACUUCCCUGAGUGGGGGAUGACUCAUCCCCCGCCCGUCAUCCCGGCACCGUCGCACCAGCAAAACCCCAGAGCUCUUCCUCCGGCCGCCCCGAUGAGCCGCCCGCCCUGCGCCUCCCGAGCCCGUCCGCUCCUAAAAUGAAAGACGACGAGUCCCCCCCCAUGGAGGACAAGCAAGAGCCCACCGCCCCCAAACCGGCGGGCUCCGAGGAUGGCUCCGAGCGGGAGAAGGCGGUGGGAGAAGGGCCGAGCGGGGGUGAGAAAGAGGAGGAGGAAGCCUUCCUCGUCAGCCUCUACAAGUUCAUGAAGGACCGGCACACCCCCAUCGAGAGGAUCCCCCACCUCGGCUUCAAGCAGAUUAACCUCUGGAAGAUCUACAAAGCCGUGGAGAAGUUGGGAGCCUACGAGCUGGUGACGGGGCGAAGGCUGUGGAAGAACGUCUACGACGAGCUGGGGGGCAGCCCCGGCAGCACCAGCGCGGCCACCUGCACCCGGCGCCACUACGAGAGGCUGGUCCUCCCGUACGUGCGGCAUCUCAAGGGGGAGGACGACAAGCCUCUGCCCCCCAGCAAGCCCCGCAAGCAGUACAAGGUCUCCAAGGGGGCAGAGACGGGCGAGAAGAGCAAGAGGGGCAAGAAGGAGAAGGGUCGGGAGCAGAUGCCUCCGGACAAGGCGAAGCCGGAGGCGGCAGCCGUCACGGAGGACGUGAGGAACGCCCCGGAGCGGGGCCGGGGGGCGGAGGGAUGCCCCAGCCCCGCGGUCCCGACCCCGAGCCCCGCCGGGGGGUGUCCCAACCCCUGCAGGACCCACCCCGAAACCUACAAGCGCCUUUUCUCCAGCUUCUACUCCAAAGGCAACCACCCCAUCAUGUCUCCGCUGGCCAAGAAGAAGCUGCUGGCCCAGGUGAGCAAGGCAGAGGCCUUGCACUGCCACAAACGCCACUGCCUCGAGGGCCAGCGGUCGGCGAGUGACGCCGGCCCCAGCUCCGGCCCCGAGCCCCUGCGGCUAGCCACCGGCCCCCACCUGGAUGAGGAGAGGAGCCCGGAGCCGGCGGGAGCUCAGGAUAGAGCUCCGAGCGCGGGGAGCGAGGUGGGACCCGUUGGCAACGGGAGGGACAGCCAGCCCUGCCCGCGGGCCGAGGACGGGGGUCCGGCGCCCGCCGUCUUCACGGGCUGCUUCCACGCCUACCGCAACGAGGUGCUGAAGCCCGUCGGCUGCCACCCCCUCUGGGGGUAUUUCUCCGGUUUGAAGGAUUUUUUGGAGCCGCCUUCGGCCUUCCCGACGCGACCCGAGGAGCCGGAGCAGCCCCAAGACCUGCGGAGCAAAGCGGGGCAGUCGUGGAGCGGGGAGAGGCGGCGAGCGGGCGCCUGUGCCACCGUCAAAGCCUGCUGGGUGGCCCCCGGGGCCGGCUUCAGCCCCACCGCGCCCAGGGGCAAGCGUGGCCGGGAGGAGGAGGAGGAGGAGGAGGGGGCUUUUGGCCCCAGCGCAAAGCUACGUGCCGUCUCCCCCUUCGUCAAGGAGGCCGAGGGCAGGGACAUGGGUGCCACCUCGCCCCGGGGCCAGCAAGGGUUGGCCAAACCCAAGGCGGUGGUGGCCAGCCCCGGCUAUGCUGCGUCGCUGCCGCAAGCCCCGGACGUUUACAAGGGAGCCAUGCUGCAUUUCCCGGCCAGCUUUGGGAACCCGCUGGAGCACCUCAAAACCCAGGGUGUGCCGGUGGCGCCCUCCCUCUCCGUCAACCCCUUCGUCAUUCCCGCUUUCCCCAGCCCUUUGGUAGCCACUUCCACGCAGCCCUCUGACCUGUGCCGGCCGCUGGCGACCGGCCCCGGGCACUACCCGGCAUCCUACGAGAGCUCACUGCGGCACCGGCUCUACCCGGCGGCGCCGUGGCACAGCCAACCCACCUAUGCGUCCCCGCACGUGCCGGCUUUUCACCGCCAUGCCAAGCUGUAGCGCUUCCAUCCCGCUCCGCAUCAGCCUCCUUCCCAGCGGAGGAGGCGGUGGUUGGGAUGCCGCGGUGUGGCUAAGCUGGGCAGGGAGGAGCGUGCCGGAGCCCGUCACCGCUUCCGAGCCUGCGGCAAGGGGACUAAGAGGAGACAAUCUGGACCGUGUCAUUUUUACUCUUGAUCUUAGAGCUGUUUGUAUCCGACAUCGUUACGCCGGUGACUU